Messenger RNA from Lolium perenne, 1370 nucleotides. RefSeq names its product phosphoribosylglycinamide formyltransferase, chloroplastic. Gene Ontology annotation, cellular component: cytoplasm; chloroplast. Gene Ontology annotation, biological process: 'de novo' IMP biosynthetic process. NCBI's taxonomy places the organism in Eukaryota, Viridiplantae, Streptophyta, Magnoliopsida, Poales, Poaceae. The record is from RefSeq and is a predicted model, not a curated record. Gene Ontology annotation, molecular function: phosphoribosylglycinamide formyltransferase activity.
AAAGUACUCCAGCCCAGGCGCCACCGCCCACGCCGGCCAACUCCUCCAACCCUCGCCGGCGUCGCCGCCAGUUCGCCGGUUUGCCACUGUACGUUGCCCCUAGUCCGCACCGUGCGGCGUGCGCCGCCAUGCGCCCUCUAUCUCAGUAUCUCUCCCCUCGACGCGUGCAUCUCCUGGCCGUGCGCCGCCUGCUCGCCACCGCCCAACGCCGGCCAACUCCUCCCUUGUACUCCAUCCUCUCCGGCUGACCACCCUCCACGAUUUCAUCUCCCUCCUCUCCAGCCAACACUGAUCUUUCGACUGAAUCUCCCAAUCUUUCUGACCAGAGCCCAACACCGAGCAUCGGAAUCUCCCCAUGGAGGCGGCCGCCGGCACCGGGCUGCGGUGCUCGCUUAACCCUGUCCCCAACCCGCGCAAGAUAAGCGCGCGGGUGCGCUUCACGACCAAGCGGCAGCCAUGUGCCGCCACCUGCAGGCCGUUGCUGCUUCGUCCGAGCGCGAGCGCAUACACGGCGGCGAUUGAUAGCGGAGCUGGUGGGUACUCCGGGGCCAACAAGAGGCUCGCGGUGUUCGUGUCCGGCGGGGGCUCCAACUUCCGGUCCAUCCACGAGGCAGCUCUCGGUGGAAAGGUGAACGGUGAUGUGGCUGUGCUCGUCACGGAUAAGCCAGGCUGCGGUGGUGCGGACUACGCAAGGUGCAACGGCAUACCGGUGGUUGUGUUCCCCAAGUCGAAAUCAGCGCCGGAGGGGGUGUCGACCGAUGAACUUCUCAAUGUUCUCAGGGAUCUGAAGGUAGACUUUGUUCUACUUGCUGGUUACUUGAAGCUCAUACCUGGUGAGCUAGUUCAGGCGUUUCCCAGAUCCAUGCUGAAUAUACAUCCUUCACUCCUCCCAGCAUUUGGUGGGAAGGGUUAUUAUGGUUCCAAAGUGCAUAAAGCAGUUAUUGCAUCUGGAGCCAGAUACUCAGGACCAACUGUGCACUUUGUGGAUGAGCAGUUCGACACUGGAAGAACUUUAGCCCAAAGAGUUGUGCCUGUUUUAGCCAAUGAUACACCAGAACAAUUGGCUGCAAGGGUUCUUCAUGAGGAGCACCAAGUUUAUGUUGAAGCAGUUGCUGCCUUGUGUGAGGACCGAAUCGUGUGGCGGGAAGAUGGUGUCCCGCUUAUCACAAGUCAGGCAAACCCCAAUGAGUAUAUGUGAUAGUUCUCCUGAACACUAAUGAAGUUUGUAGCCCCGUGUGAAGUGCCAUUUUUCCCCAGGGCAUGGAGUGAAUUCAUACGGCUUGUCUGACUGAGUGAAAUGAAUGUCUGAUAAACAUAAUAUGUUCCCUGCACUUUGUUCUGCUCAUUGUGUGGUUUGGCUUUGAUGAUAA